Messenger RNA from Cucurbita pepo subsp. pepo (vegetable marrow), 1472 nucleotides. It is a transcript of the gene UMAMIT33, whose product is annotated as nodulin MtN21 /EamA-like transporter family protein. Gene Ontology annotation, molecular function: transmembrane transporter activity. Lineage: Eukaryota; Viridiplantae; Streptophyta; Magnoliopsida; Cucurbitales; Cucurbitaceae. The record is from RefSeq and is a predicted model, not a curated record. Gene Ontology annotation, cellular component: membrane.
CAGGGAAGAACAGAGGAGGGUUGAAAGAAUUAGAAGAUGGGGCGCUUUGAGGAUUUGAAGCCUGCAUUGGCUAUGCUGGGGUUGCAGUGCAUUUACUCUGCGCUUGCCAUCUUCAGCAGAGCCGCUUUGGUCCAUGGGAUGAGCCCUAGAGUCUUUGUUGUUUACAGAAAUGCCAUUUCCACUAUAGCCAUGGCCCCUGCUGCUUUUAUCUCUUCAAGGAAAAGUGGGCGCAGCCUUUCCAUCGGAUACAGAGGCUUUUCUCUCAUUUUUGUGACUUCUCUUUUUGGAGUAACGGGCAACCAAAAUGCCUAUUUUGAAGGCCUUUACUUGUCCUCCUCGUCGGCGGCGAGUGCCAUCGUUAAUUUGAUACCUGCUAUCACUUUCGUUAUGGCUCUCACUGUAGGGUUGGAGAAACUUAAAGCAAGAAGCUGGAGAAGUGUUGCAAAAGUACUAGGAACGGUGGUAUGCGUCGCUGGAGCAGCUGCAAUGGCUUUAAUAAAAGGCCCAAAAUUAUUAAACACAGACAUGUUACCUAAAAGUCUUGGCGUUUUUGAUAUGCUUCGUGUCGGAGUCGGAGUUGGAAACAGAGCCGAAGGGGACACGUGGCUUCUCGGCUGCGUGCUUCUCUUCGUAGGCAGUUGCUUUUGGUCAUUCUGGAUCAUCAUGCUGGUCCCAAUUUCAAGGCACUGUCCCGACCAUAUAAUUUCUUCCACAUGGAUGUUGUUCUUCGCCAUGUUCCAAGCAGCCAUCUUUACACUACUGGUUGACGACAGCUCAAAAGUCUGGAACCUUCCUUCUCCAUUGGAAUUGGGCUCUUGUUUAUACGCCGGAAUAUCCUCGGCAUUGUCCUUUUUGGUUCAAGCAUGGUGUGUGUCUCGAAGAGGCCCUCUUUUCACAGCAUUAUUCAACCCUCUGUGCACAGUCAUUACCACCUUCAUUUCCUCUCUGUUUCUGCACGAAGAGCUGUACAGUGGGAGCGUAAUGGGUGCUAUCGCUGUUAUAAUUGGAUUAUACAUUGUAUUAUGGGGGAAGGCUAAAGACGUUGAAGGCAUUGAAGGAGGAAUUGAUAUAGAAGAUAAGAUUGAAAAGAAUGAGUGCAAGAACGAUCUAGAACAGCCCCUGCUGUUUGGUGAAUCAGAUGACACGAUCAAACGUGAUCAAGUUUGAAAUUUUUUUUUUUUGAAUUUAAGAAAUAGAUUCCAGAAUAUUCUGUGCCGUCUGAGUUGGCAUUACGCGUUUAAUUUUCUCCACAUAUGGUCUUGUCGAUCACAAGGUUGUAUUGGGAUUUGGAAGUAUGUGUAGGUGUUGAUGAAAUGGAGGUUCUGACAUGUCAGUGGCUUGGAACAUGAUACACAUGGGCAACUCCAAUCCAACUCCUUCCUACGUGUCUCCGACGUGACACCUACCGGCUACCCUUUCUGCCCUUUUUAUUUAUUCAUUAUUAAAUUUUAAAUCAUUUAUUGAAAAUCUCU